Messenger RNA from Camelina sativa (false flax), 1023 nucleotides. The record is from RefSeq and is a predicted model, not a curated record. NCBI's taxonomy places the organism in Eukaryota, Viridiplantae, Streptophyta, Magnoliopsida, Brassicales, Brassicaceae.
AUGGCGAGCUAUACAGACUGGGCUGAUGAGGCCCAUAGAAAAGAUUACCUCAAUCCUAGUAUUCGUUGGAGUAAGAGUGUAAAGACGGGUCUAGGUUAUAAAUACUAUAAUAAAUACGGAACAUCUCUGCUGGUAAGACAAAACAUUCUAUCUCAAGUUUUCAUGGAGAAUAAGCAUAACCCUAAUUUUCUCAGAGCAGAUGCAUCCAGUUACUGGUCCGAUCUUCCUGUAGAUCUCUUGACUUCAGUGUUGGAACGCCUCAGCUUUGUUAAUUUCCAACGAGCUACAUCUGUAUGCUCCUCUUGGUACUCUGCUUCCAGAGAAGUCGUAUCCAAAAACCAUCAGAUCCUUUGGCUGAUUCUCUUCCCGGAAGAAGACGACAACAACAAUUCAUAUUGCACGUUGUUCAGUCCCGAGGAAAAACACAAACUCUACAAAACGCAAGAUCUUGGCGUUGAAUUUGCUAAGAGUGUGUGUAUAACAACCUAUGGAAGCUGGCUCCUUAUGCGGGAUCCGCGGUAUAAUCUCUACAUUUUGAAUCUUUUUACCGACGAAAAGAUUGAUCUGCCAUCUGUGGAGUCACAACUUGGAACAACAAAGAUUGAGCGAGGUUUAGAUGAUUGGUUUCUCGUUUCUAACGAUCAAUUCGAAAGGAAGGUCAAAUUUCUUAGUAUGGGAUCCCCUGUGAUUUGGAUUGACGAGAAAACCAAAGAAGAUUAUAUAGUUCUUUGGGGACUUGGAAGUUGGUGUGUGUUUUAUGCCAAGAAAGGAGAUACCUCGUGGAACCAGGUUCCGGGAUUAUCGCAUUGUCUUCACAUGGUUUACAAGGAUCACAAGCUUUACUUCUCUAGCACCAUAAAUAGUUUCACAAUCUUAGAUUUUUCUGGAGAUAUUCCUCAACAAACGAUGUACCGGCAGGCUACACAUUCUAGUUUACCCAAACCAAUGUACUUUUUAUUCGGUUUCUUUUUGAAAUUUGAUCUUGUUCCCCCAAUCAAUGUACCGGCAGGCUACACAUUCUAG